AAUAAUUUUCUUUGUAUUGCCAACAAGUAGAUGUCUUUUUGUCCACUGAGGAUCUGAGGUUGUUGCUCCUCGCGGGGAACCGAGUGCCCGCUGAGUGUACUGAGUUCAGGUGUGCUUGAGAGAGUUUAUCGGCGAGAGAUCGACAGCAGCAGCACGUGACACAAUAAAAAUAUGUGUAACGAUUUUUUUUUUGGUAGUUUAUUUCUUAAGAAAGUUUUUUUCAUGGUUUUGUCCUCUUCACACCAAAGAGAUGCCUCAUUCUGCGAAUGUCAAGGAAGGAGCUCGGUUAUGCAAAGCGACAUUUAUAUUCGAUCUCUGGUUUAUGGGGUCAUGGUCUGCUUGGCCAUCCUUAUGAUGGUUAUGGUGGUCUGGAAAGAUUCUUUUCAAAUCAGUGCCGUAUAUCAACCGGCAGCCACGUCCAACCCGCAGAUCCAGCCAGAACUCAACGUUUCCCUGACAAUGUCCACCCCUACGCCGACCACCACUAUGCCUCCACCUCCUUCUUCACGUCUGCUCUGCCACAGCUUCGAUGGCCGACUGGGUAACCAAAUGUUUCAGGUGGCCAGCAUUCUGGGUCUAGCAUGGACGAUGAACAGGACUCCCGUAUUCGUCGGCGACUUCCAGCUGGAAAGGCUUCUAGAACACUCCCUCAAGUGGUCCAAUCAGGCUGAGUUGGAGAAAAGGUGUAGCAAAGCGCAAGUCAUCCAUGAAGACAACUGUUACAGGUUCAAAUAUUCCUUCGCCGAGCUGGAUCCCAAAAUAGACUUCUCCCUUGGAACCUACCUUCAGUCGUGGAAAUAUUUCGAUAAGUUCCGAGCGCAGGUCAAACGAGCGUUGGUCUUCAACCAGAACGUGGUGAAGAAAGCGGCAACCAUCGUCGAGAAGAUCAGGGACAGGCACAAGAAGGACCAUACUCAUCGGCGUUCACAUCAGGAGAAGCGACUUUGAGGCGGAAGGACAAAAGAGACGCGGGUAUCCGAUGGCAUCGCCGGGGUUUCUGAACUCCUCCUUUACAUAUUUUCAAAGACUUUUUGCUAACUGCACUUUUGUGAUUGCGAGCGAGAACACAAGAUGGUGCCGAGAAAACACACCACCCGGUGCUCAAGUGGAGUAUCUGGAUGUACACUCGCCGGCAGUGGACAUGUCUGUGCUGGUCUCCAUGGACCACGUGAUAACAACGUUUGGCAGCUAUUCGUGGUGGAUAGGUUACCUGAACGAAGGGAUUACCGUGUACAUGAAGGACUUCAUCGUGCCAGGCACGCACAUCGGAGGUCACUUCACAAACCCUGACGAUUACGUCUACCCCGGAUGGGUUCCUCUCUAGUUGCUCUCACAGCA
Molecule: messenger RNA, 1338 nt
Organism: Pomacea canaliculata
Lineage: Eukaryota; Metazoa; Mollusca; Gastropoda; Architaenioglossa; Ampullariidae
Exons: 2
Coding region: 172-948 (258 amino acids)
Source: RefSeq, a predicted model, not a curated record